AUGGCGAAGCUCUCACUCCUCCUUGCCGGCUUGUGCAUCAGCUCUGCAGUUGCUACGCCACGCGGUCGCAAGCGAGGCGACGGCUGGGGAAGUAAUGACCAAGGCCAUGAGACCGCGUCUGCCGGCUGGGGCGAAAGUCCAAAGAGACAUGGCGGAAAGCCUUAUGGUGGCCAGCCCGGGGGCUACGGAGAGUCUUCAGCCGAGACAAGUCCAUGGGGAUACGGCUCGACCGCCAGCUGUGCGGCCACCACCGUCUAUCAGACUCAGAGUGCGUCCACGGUGACAGUGACCUCAGUUUCGACCAGCGUAUCGACCAGCGUCGUCUCCGGCAAGGGCAGUACGGUUACGUUGCCGGGUUCGCUCACCACAAUCUACCAAACCGGCAAAGGCAGCACAGUCACUCUUCCUGGAGCCACGCACACCUCGACCGUCGUUCAGUCAGCAUCAUGCAAUGCUCCCGUGACGGAAUGCGCAUCUACGGUCACGCAAACCGACUACAUCACCCGGUCUGCUCAAGGCUACAACUUUACGGCCACCGAAACUUCUGUCCUCACCCGUCCAGGUCGCACCAUCACUGCUUAUGAGUACGCUGACCCUUCUUCCUGUUCUCAAUGCUCGCUAACCAUUCGCCAAAGGACAUCAACUCUGGACGUAACCAUAACUUCGGUGUCGCACGCACCAGCCCGGACGUCUACUGUCACGUCUGUCGAGGAGACUACUGAGUACGAGACUCGAACGUUGGCGGGCACCACGUACACCAGCACCAGUGUUGAGCAGAUCACUGUGCAUGAGACGCAAACGAAGACACUUCCAGUCGCCACAGAGACUCAAACUCAAAUGAUCACUUCCGAGUUCACCUCUACUUCGACAGAGACGCAAACACCAAGCACUAUCUACAAGACGACAACGAUCCCAGCAGGAACAAUCACUCGCACGUCCGUGGAGCAACAAACAGUCACUCAGACGGAAAUCUCCACUGCACCAGCUGCGAGCGAGACCGAAUUCCAGACUAUCACCUCCGCCUACACUUCAACGACGACCCAAACUCAAGCGCCUUCGACCGUCUAUAAGACGACGACGCUUCCAGCUGGCCCGCCUCAGACCAUUGUCGUUACAUCGACUGCUCCAGGACAAACCAUCACCAGCAUUUCUACUGCUCCAGGAGCCACAGAAACGGAAUACCGCACUAUUACUUCCGCAUACACGUCGACUACCACGCAAAAUCAAGCGCCCUCGACUAUUUACCAAACAAAGACGCUCCCUGCCGGUCCCCCACAAACAAUCGUAGUGACUUCGACUGCUCCAGCUCAGACCAUCACGAGUGUCUCCACAGCUCCAGCUGGACCGCCUCAAACGAUCGUCGUCACCUCAGUCCAGCCUGGCACCACCAUCACAAGCGUUUCGACGGCACCUGGCGCGGUAGAGACCGAGUACAGCACGAUUACGUCUGCAUACACCUCGACGACCACAGAAUAUCACGCCCCGACAACAGUUUAUCAAACCAGCACGCUUCCUGGAUCUGUCACGACUUCCACGGUUACUCUUCCCGCCGGCCCUCCACAGACAGUCGUCAUUACUUCGACUCAGCCUGGCGCUACCAUCACGAGCAUCAGCGUCUCGACCGCUCCAGCGGCGACGGAGACUCAAUACAGCACAAUCACAUCCGCGUACACCUCAACUACGACAAAGUACCAAGCUCCAACCACCAUUUACGAAACCAGCACGCUUCCGGGAUCGGUCACGACUUCGACUUUUACGCUUCCAGCUGGACCACCGCAGACCAUCGUCACCACCGAGACGUUGCCUGGCAAGACUAUUGUCAGCACGGAAACUCUUCCGGCGUCCACCGUGGUGCAGACGACCAGCAUUACGAGCGAGUUCACCACCACGAUCGUAUCUACUGAGGCGCCGUCGACUGUCUACGAGACCAAUACCAGCACUCUGCCUGCGUCUACGAUCACCGAGAUCUCUACCAUCUGUGAGACCAGCACCAUCACCUCUGCAUCAACUUCGACAUCCACGGUCUAUGAGACCUCGAUCGUCUCAACUCCGGUCUACAGAACUUCUACGGUGACCGAAGCUCCCAGCACGCAAUACGUUACGAGCACGGCAACUGAAGACAUCACGAUCACUCAAAUCUCUCGCGGUCCCGGCUCGACCGUUUAUCAAACCCGCACCGACGUUGAGAGCCUCACCGGAUACAUCACAGUGACUUCCGUCUCCACAGCCAGCGCUUUGCCCAUCACCAUUACAAAGUUCGGAGGAUACAACACCACCUGCAGCGCCGUCCCAAGCGGCCCAGUCUCGCCUCCGGAGACGUCUACAAUCACAAUCACCGCUCCUGGCGGCCAGACAACCAAGACCAUCGUGGACUCGACCACCUGCCCGAGCGCUGGCGUCUCAACGACUACGUCAACCACCACCUGCUACGAGACCAAGACGCAAACAACUUGCGCACGCAUCCCCAGUGGAUCCGUGAGCCCGCCGCAAACGACCACGAUCACGGUCUCGGCUCCCGGAAGCGUCUCGACGGUGUACGCCACAUCAUACAAGACAUCCACGGAAACCGUUUCCGGACCCGGCACGACCGCUACCAUGACAGGGAGCGCGGAGUGCAGCACCACCGGCGGCGGGGGCCCAUCAAGCUAUCCGAGCCCGGUGUCCUCGAGCCCGGCAGGACCGGCAGGAUACCCUACUGGUGGCCAGCAUGGUGGAGGAUGGGGUAAGAGCAGUUCUGUUUGGUGA
This is a messenger RNA of Saxophila tyrrhenica, 2745 nucleotides long. RefSeq lists its product as uncharacterized. The record is from RefSeq and is a predicted model, not a curated record. NCBI's taxonomy places the organism in Eukaryota, Fungi, Ascomycota, Dothideomycetes, Mycosphaerellales, Extremaceae. The transcript is spliced from 6 exons. Bases 1 to 2745 code for a protein of 914 amino acids.